Prorocentrum cordatum is the source of this 672-nucleotide messenger RNA. The record is from the annotation of a GenBank genome assembly. NCBI's taxonomy places the organism in Eukaryota, Dinophyceae, Prorocentrales, Prorocentraceae.
AUGUUCGACACUUGCGAAGACGUCGUGGCGGAGCCGGCCGACGCCGUGUUCAAGGCUGCUCGCGAAGGAAGGCAGGGCUCGCACUCCAUCGACGGCGGGGAGCUCGUGGUGAACUCCGCCGCCCUCCAAAGCUUCACUUUCCCAGAGUUUUUCUUCAGGUGCUCCGCUGCAUUCAAGCAGGUCGAGUGCAGGGGUAUGGUUUGGCAACGGCUUCAACUUGGACGAAGCGUGCGUCUCGGCAUUGCUACCAAAGAUAAGACGUUCUCCGCGAACGCGUCGUUGCUGAAUUCGCUGCUGCUGUCCGGCAAAACCAAGAGGGCGACGCGGACAAGCGCCAAUUUCGGGGCGUCGAGGGGCAAGACCGCGUCCAUCUCCAUACUCGGUAACGCCCACCCCGACACGGCGAUUCCCAUGGGCCGCGGAUGCCCGGGCCCCCGCGCGGCGGUCACGAAGGUGCGGUUCGUGUUCUGCCUCGACCGCGUGGUAACUCGACACGCGCCCUUGCCUGAGGGCGGCCCGCUUGAAGCGGGAAACGUUGGGUGGACGUGGCUACCGCUCGCGGCCCAGCAAGCCGCGGUCUAUGGGUGGGACCGCUUCAAGGACGACCCCGCAGCCGCGAUCCGCGCCGAGCUCCGCGUUGACGACUGCUCUCAGUCCUCGCCAUGCGAGGGC